Messenger RNA from Pestalotiopsis fici W106-1, 3756 nucleotides. RefSeq lists its product as uncharacterized. Bases 1 to 3756 code for a protein of 1251 amino acids. The record is from RefSeq and is a predicted model, not a curated record. NCBI's taxonomy places the organism in Eukaryota, Fungi, Ascomycota, Sordariomycetes, Amphisphaeriales, Sporocadaceae. The transcript is spliced from 7 exons. Gene Ontology annotation, biological process: carbohydrate metabolic process. Gene Ontology annotation, molecular function: chitin binding; hydrolase activity, hydrolyzing O-glycosyl compounds.
AUGUUGCUUUGGCUACACCUCUAUCUCUGGCUUUGCCUCUCGCUUUUUUUGAAAUCCACUUCUGCCCAAACAUGCAGUUCAUCGAGCCCCUGCGCUGAGGGAUGUUGUAAUAAAUGGGGUAAUUGUGGCUUUGGGCCCGACUACUGUGGCCAUGACUGCAUAUCAGACUGUGGCCGCAAAUCACAGUGCAACCCUGGAUAUGGCGCUAAAUGGUCACAGAAAGACAAGUGCCCGUUGAAUGUUUGCUGCUCAAAACAUGGCUAUUGUGGUACUACUAAGCUGUUUUGUGGGGACAAGAAAGUCUCUCACAAGACAUGUUCCAAAACCAAUGGAAACACGCGCAUUAUCGGUUACUUUGAAGGCUGGGCAAGUAACCGGCCAUGUAAUGUUUUCUGGCCUGAGCAGAUACCCGUUGGGCUCUAUACACAUAUCAAUUUCGCCUUUGCAACCAUCGACCCUGUCAGCUUCAAAGUACUCCCUGUGUCUGACAACGACGUCGCUUUGUACAAGCGGCUCACGCACCUGAAGCAAAAGGACCCAGACCUGCGUGUGUUCAUUGCUAUAGGUGGCUGGACCUUCAAUGACCCUGGUCCUACCGCGACAACUUUCUCCGAUUUGGCUGCAUCUGUGCCACGACAGAAGGCCUUCAUUGAAUCAUUAGUGUCUUUCAUGUCGACCUAUGGAUUUGAUGGUGUUGACCUCGACUGGGAAUAUCCUGCAGCCAAAGACCGAUCGGGCCGGGAGGUUGACUUUUCAAACUUCCCCAAAUUCAUGAGUCGUCUCAAGUCCGCACUAGACACAGCCAAAAAAGGCAUAUCCAUUACACUCCCUGCUUCCUACUGGUACCUACAAAACUUUGAUAUCGUCGAGUUGGCCAAGUCAGUUAGUUGGUUUAACAUCAUGUCGUAUGAUCUCCACGGUACCUGGGAUAAAGGCAAUGAAUGGACCGGUGCAUAUCUCAACGCGCACACCAAUCUAACGGAAAUUGACCAGGCUCUUGAUCUACUCUGGAGAAAUAAUAUCAGUCCGGACAAGGUGGUGAUGGGCUUGGGCUUCUAUGGCCGCGCGUUCACAACCACCAGCCCAUCGUGCCUUGAGCCUGGCUGUACAUAUGAGUCAGGCGCCACAAAGGGGAAGUGUAGCAGAGAAGUCGGGAUUCUUUUGAACUCGGAAAUUGACGAUCUUGUCAAGGAGCAUGGAGUGAAACCGAAGCUAUACAAAAAAGAAGCCGUAAAAGUGGCCUCCUGGGGCAAUCCUACGCAGUGGGUGGCUUUCGACGAUGAGGAGACAUUUCAGCUCAAGUCAGAAUACGCACAGAGCCGUUGUUUGGGAGGUUUGAUGGUGUGGGCCAUCAGUCAUGAUACCAAAGACUCCAAGUACAACAAGGCUCUAGCAAAGGUCGCAAACCGCAAAAUCAAGGCGCUGUCCAUCAGAGACGGUUCGGAUGCUCCGUACUCGUUUGUUGACAUCCCCAAUGACCAGUGCAAGUGGACCAAUUGCAACGAGGGAUGUCCGUCUGGCUGGGUGCUUAUGACGCGUGAGGACCCAGGGAAGCGUGGCAAGGAGUACAUGUUUGAUCAGACAGGUUGUGGCGGCAUCGGUUCACACGCAUUUUGCUGCCCUCCAGGCCAGAAACUGCCGACCUGUGGGUGGUAUACCCACCACAAUGGGAAGUGCGACGGUACCUGUCCUAAAGGUAUGGGCUACGUCGGUUCCAACAAUAUGUAUUGUAACAACGGCGGAUUCCAGGCUGCCUGCUGUACUCAAGAUACCAAGAGUAUCAAGCUGUACACGCUCUGCGAGUUGGGUGCAUUCCCCUUUUGCGACACCCAAACAGGGUGUCCUUCAAAGUCUGGAGAUCAGUCCAGAAAGACACUUCUGACCUCAUCAUCUACUGGAAUGGGCGGUGCCGAGGUAAAUGUCUCAACAGCUGGAGGAGGCUGGCCGGGAGGAUACAGCCGCGGUGGAGAGCGCAAGUUCUGCUGCGAUACGAGCAACAAGAAGAUGACCUUCUCCGAUUGCGAAUGGUACUCGGGCCUGGGUUUUGGUCCUGCAGAUGGUGGCGAUGAUUUCUGUCGGCCUAACUGUCCGAAUAAUCGGGUUCGUGUGGCAAUGGAUACGGGGGCUAAAGAGUGUUCCGGCGGCGGCAAAGCCAGCUGCUGCUUGCCAAACUAUAGCGACACAAUCGAAGUAGAAAACGACAAACUCGGGGUGUGGCGUGACGAACUGAAGCGCUGGCUUAAUGAUCCGACAUGCGCUAAACCAGGCGCCAUCAUCAGCAGGAGAUACAAUCACGCCAACUCCAAUUCCCAGAGUUUGUUCAGGAGAGCGACCAACCCAGGAGAAGCCAAAACCGAGAGUCUCCUGCUUGCCCUGGUCACCAAGGUCGGCACGCAAGCCAUGCUUGAAGCCAUGGAGAAGGUCUGGAAUGACGGCACAGGGAACAAGUUUCCGCACUUCAAGAUGCCCGGGUUUCGUGAUUACAUAACAAAUCUUCCUAAUUACGGCACCGAAGGCCCCAUGGAGCUCUGCCACGACAUCAUGUGCAGCCCAUAUUACUGGGAUGCCCGGGCAAGUAAGGGCAAGACCAAGACGGUCGACUGUGUGGAUGGCAUCUGCACCAGUAUAGACAGCUGCGAUCUCGAUGAGACGGAUGCUGGCGUUGCCAAGCGCAAUGUCAACGCAGAGCUUGAUGGAGCAAAAUACAGAGAUAUUGAAUGGAUGUAUCGUGGAGGCAACAACGCUCAUGAUGCACAACUUGACGAAAAUGGGGCACUCAUAUCUCCAAACAUGAGGCGCUUCAUGAAUUUGGAGAAAAGGAUCACAGGAGCGAGGCCAUUUACUGCUUCUCUUACUUCCCCCUCAGGUGAACGAGCGGCUAUCAUCAUCACUUUGCCUGGUUACUACAACUUCGAUGAUUACCCGUCCGAUGAUCCGUUGAUGGAUGAGGUGGUCGACUUUGCGAGCAGAGGCGACUGUACAAACACCCGUAUUAUCCAUCUGUCACUUCCCAACGGCGAAACGUUCCAGAUUGAACAUCUUUUUGACGGCAACGUGAUGGCCAGGUUCAUGUCUGAUGCUGCCGCUGGACGCCUCCGAAGUGGUGCCGUCGCCCGGGCCGGUCCCGUGAGCAUCAGCUUCUUUAGACAAGCACGGACAAUGCCACUACUUCCCAACGCGCCUCCGCUGCCAGGUGGUGCAGACUACAGCAGCCUCUAUCCCCGCGUCAUGGAUUGUCUGGGUAGUUUUACUAACACUGAGACGUUCGUGGGCGCACAUAGGGACAUUAAUGCCGUAAAGACGAAUUUGAUGCGGGGGCACAACCCCAUCGCUACAUCAAGGUGGCAAAGAUUGGCGACCAACGCAGCCGCACCGGAAUAUGUCCUCCUGCGUCUUCGUGCCAGCAUUGGAGUUAUUCGGUAUCUCAACCACCGUGGUACACCCAAUAUAAAUGGACGUCUAGCCAUCAUCAUCAACAACGUCGGCAUCCAGUGGGACCAUGGUGCAGCGACGUGGAACGCGGCCAAUCCGAACAACCGUGUGGCGAUUGGCGACCUCUGGCGCGAGUGGGCGCCCGACUUCUUCGCCUACCUUGUUUUGCACACACAAAAUUUUGUCCGCAAUGGUAUCACGCAGAUGCGCAAUUAUUGGGGUGUCUCAACCAGUCCGCUGACUGACCAAGUGCUCGAGAUUUUACGGGACUUGGAGGACCAGUUGGGCGAUCUAGAGAUCAAUACGGAUGAUUUUGACACAUAG